ACUUGUCUGGUUUGAAAAAGAACUUGUAUUUGGCGAGAUAUGCUUGAAGCUGACUACAAGAACAAGCUGGAAGAAAAGAGUAUUGAUUUAUAUUGCCGUGUGAAUGAAAGAGUUCUUGACCUAGAGAUGCAUGAAGAGCGCGUAAAAACAAUCAGAAGAUGCUUCAAGCAACAGUUAGCUGACGUUAUUGCACAAAUAUCCAAUGAAUAUGAGCGGUUUAUCAAUAAGGAGAUUGCGAAGCGCGAAAAACUUGAGAACUGUAAGAAAAAUGACGACUUGUUGAAAAAGCAGCGCGGUAAGGCAGCCGAACAACAAGAAGCGUUACUCAUGAUGAUGAAGAUGCAAUUAAAGGAACAACAAGAAAUUGCUGAUAGAGAGCUAGAAGAUGCGUUAAACCAACAAUACAUGGCUCAGCAAGAUGAAUCCAGCAGCGCUGAACGCAAGCACCUUGUGUCACAAAUUGAUGAACUGGAAGCUAAACUGGAGGAUAUGGAUUCAGCUCUGAAACAGUACGAAGAAGAGAACAAACAGAUGACGCGAGAAGUUCGUAGCCUUUCAGAUAAAUUGAAUCAAGAACAAGCAAUCACAGACCGUCUAAAACAAGAAGUCAUUGAUGCGAAAGCUGAAUGUGAACGCGAAAAAAAGGAAUCAACAAAACAGCUUGAAAGACAGAAACUCUACCUACAACAAAAUUACGACAACCGUUUGCGAAAAGUGCAAGAAGAUAUGGUUGCUACCUCACAGAAGCAAAUGGAAGAACUUAUGACGAAGCAGAUUUCGAAAUAUCGAGCACGCGAGCUGGAAAAUAGACGUGAACUCGAGGAAGCUUUGAAAAAAAAGGAAAGGGAUGUGAUUCCUGAUUCGGAGAAAGACUCAGCGAUAAGAAAGUUGCAAAAUAUUGAAGUGAAACUGAAUGCAGAGAUUGCAAGUUUACGGAAAGAAUUAGAACGUGUGAACAAAACAUGGGAGACGAAGGUGGCGAUACUUAAGCAAAGUAUGCAUGCCUUGAAAGACGAAGCAUUUUUGAGAAUGACUCUUCAAAGGCAAGCUGCCCGAUUGCAUCAGGCCUCUCUCACAUACGCCAGUGAUGGACCAUUUAUUAUACCUCGAGAUCCUGUUCCACUGAAUAAGAGAUUUAAAGUUAUUCCUCCGAGUAGCUUUGAAGGUGAUAAAAACUGUGCUACCAGACAAGAUCGCCUUGUUUGCUCAGAUGGCGACUCAAAACAUGAAGGCAAUGGCCAGUUAAGAAUCAAUUCCCAGUCUUGUGAAACACUAAACGCCGCCAAAGUUCACACUCAGUUAUGAGGCAGCAAAACAUAGAGGCGCUGUAGUUAUCUAUAAGAAGAUGGCGAGUUUUUUUGUUUUAUGGUGGUUUCGAAAUGGUCGCAAGAAAAAUGAAACAACGUUUGCUAAAGCUGUAAAUGUUUUAUUGCGUUCGAUUGUCUUUAUAGAUUGCCAUUUUCAAUAUGCUUUUGUUGCUAAAAGUUACUUUAUUUCUACUUUUCCCAGUGUCAAUGAUAUUCAGCGGCAACCAAAAAGGUGUAAUGUUUUUAUACCACAUACAUACGCAAUGGUCAAUUCUAUUAAACAUGUGCUCUCAUAGAA
Molecule: messenger RNA, 1605 nt
Organism: Xenia sp. Carnegie-2017
Lineage: Eukaryota; Metazoa; Cnidaria; Anthozoa; Malacalcyonacea; Xeniidae
Source: RefSeq, a predicted model, not a curated record